GCUUAUCUGUGAUCCUGAGUGGAGGGGAUGGGGGUGUGAUGCAGAAAUUGUGGGCAUGGAGCUUCUGGACUGUCAUUCCUGUUGUGAGCCUAUGAGGUGAAGGCGGUGGGGGCCAGUCAGCAGGACGGGGUAUAAAAGUGGUGUUUGGUGCCUCUGGGGAAUAAAUGAAGACAUCCUUUCUGGAGCACAGUGUUGUGUGUCUUUCAAGCUGCUCUCACACAGCCUUUCAAGAACCCACCGCUGAAGAGGGCGAGGAGCAAAGAGACAGCAGGGCGCAGACGGGAAGAAAUACUUGACUCCCCAGAAUUUCUGAGGCAAAGCGAGAGUCCUUCAGGAAAAGCUGGAAGAUGCUGGGAGAACCUGGCCUGACGUACCUCAUCACGGGAGGCUCUGGUUUCCUCGGUCAGCACCUGCUGCGGACCUUGUUAGAAAAAGAAGAUGAAAUUGUGGAAAUUCGAGUUUUUGACAUGCACAUCUCACCAAACCUGGGGGACUAUAGCACUGAGCGAGUGAAAGUGGUCCCCAUCCAAGGUGACAUCACAGACUACGCCAGCAUCCUGGCAGCUGCCAAGGGGGCCCACCUGCUCAUCCACACAGCCAGUCUUGUGGACGUCUGGCACAGGGUCCCGGAAGAGACCCUCUUCAAAGUCAAUGUUGAAGGUACACAGAAUGUGAUCAACGCGUGUGUGGAGGCUGGGAUCCAACACCUCAUCUACACGAGCAGCAUGGAAGUUGUGGGACCCAACUUGAAGGGCGACCACUUCAUCAGGGGGAACGAGGACACGCCGUACGACGUGUGUCACGAGAUGCCGUACCCGAGGAGCAAGGCCGAGGCGGAACGACUCGUGGUGAAGGCCAACGGGACAAAGGUCGAAGGAGGGCUCCGUCUCUACACCUGCUCCCUGCGCCCCACCGGGAUCUACGGCGAGCAGCACCAGCUGAUGCGGGACUUCUACCAGAUGGGAGUUCGCACCGGGGGCUGGGUUAUCCGGGGGGUCCCGCACAACACGGAACACGGCCGAGUUUAUGCAGGAAACGUGGCCUGGAUGCACGUGCUGGCGGCGCGCGCCUUGCGGGAGCAGCCCCACAAGCUGGGGGGGGAGGUGUACUUCUGCUACGACGAGUCGCCCUACAAGAGCUACGAGGACUUCAACAUGCAGUUCCUGUCGCGGUUCCGCUUCCGCCAAGUGCGCCUGCCCCUCUGGCUGCUGUGGCUCGCGGCGUCAUUCAACGACAUGCUGCACUGGCUCCUGAAGCCCGUGUGGAGCUACACGCCGCUGCUGAACCGCUACACGCUGGCCGUGGCGUGCACCUCGUUCACGGUGAACUCCGACAAGGCGUGGCGCCACUUCCGCUACGCGCCCCUCUACGGCUGGGAAGAGGCCCGAGGGCGAACCCAGCGCUGGGUCAACACUUUUACCGAGAGCACCAAGGACAUCUGACCCCACGCCCCCUUGCCCCC
Molecule: messenger RNA, 1462 nt
Organism: Scleropages formosus (Asian bonytongue)
Lineage: Eukaryota; Metazoa; Chordata; Actinopteri; Osteoglossiformes; Osteoglossidae
Product: 3 beta-hydroxysteroid dehydrogenase type 7-like
Exons: 7
Coding region: 348-1442 (364 amino acids)
Biological process (GO): steroid biosynthetic process
Molecular function (GO): oxidoreductase activity, acting on the CH-OH group of donors, NAD or NADP as acceptor
Source: RefSeq, a predicted model, not a curated record